AUUAUCUUGGGCGAUCACCUAAUAGGUAGUCACACAGCUCGUCGGUGAGCAGUCAUAGGAACAAACCGGUGUGCAUUCUGCAUAUAAGGAGAAAAGCAGCCGCUUCUUUGAAAUUCUCCUGUCUUUUUUAGCCAAUGUGUGACCUCCUUACUUGCUUUACCUCACUUCUAUAUUUACUCUUUGUUGUUGCUUCGCACGAUUGCACCCUUCUGGACCUCCAAGGACAGGCUAUAUCUGCUGCAAAUACAUUUCGAUAAACAAAGCACCUUUGCUCGAAACAUACACGGGCACGCCGAAACCAACUACGUCCACACUUCCGCUUCUCUCUACUUCGCUUGCGAUACACCUAAGCUCGAAUAUUUCAUCUCCCAAAUAUUGAAAAAAAAACAUCAACCAUGGGUAUCUGUGCAUCCAAAGACGAUAAGACGAGCGCUACUCCUGGCCAAACUGGAAGAACCGGCACCACGGUUCCCCGCGAGAAAAAACCAGUGACCACUGCCGGCGAUUCCCCACUUUCCGGCCUGAAAAAGGCGUCAGUUGGCUCUCUGCAGCCACAUACCGUAAGCAGUACCGCUGGUAGCGGCAUUUCUCCUUCUGCGAACGGGACGACUGAUGCCAAGGACCCGCACGCCAUUUCUGGAUCCCCUAAUGACACCCACAACGACAAUACCCAAUCCCCACAUGACAAUUCCCUCGCUAACGGCACUGCUGGCUCAACUGCUCCGAAGAAAGAGAUCAAGAUCUUGUUGUUGGGUUCCGGGGAAUCGGGAAAGUCCACUAUCAUCAAGCAGAUGAAGAUUUUGCACCAGAACGGGUUCAGCGACGAAGAAAAGGCCGACUAUAAAACCUUUGUGUUUAGAAACAUCGUGGAGUGCGUGCGAAACCUUAUCAGUGGUGUGCGCGACAUCAAACCGGAAUUGAUUGCCCCUGGUGGCAAGAUUGAAGAGGUUGGUGAAGAAAAGGCUAGCGAUCCUGCAAUUCCGAGCUCCUUGACGAACGUCAUUUACAACGACGAUAUCGAACAAAUCUUGGCCUACGAGCCUCCGGUGGAUCCAUCGCUGCCGUUUGACUCUAAGGUUGCAGACAAGAUCCUUGCCUUCUUCAAAAACAGCAACAUUCAGACGUUCAUCACACAAUACAGAUCGGCAUUCUACUUACCAGACUCUACAAACUACUUCCUUGACUCCUUGCCCCGCAUUUCCGCCCCUGACUACGUUCCGGACGUGACCGAUAUUUUGCGUACCCGUAAGAAGACCUCUGGUAUCUACGACACCAAGUUUCAGAUGGGCGGUGGCUUGGAUAUCCACAUGUACGACGUCGGUGGACAGAGGUCCGAGCGCAAAAAGUGGAUCCAUUGCUUCGAUGAUGUCACCUUGAUCAUUUUCUGUGUGGCUUUGUCCGAGUACGACCAGGUCUUGUUGGAGGAAAACUCCCAGAACCGCUUGGAAGAGUCAUUGAUCUUGUUUGACUCGGUUAUUAACUCCCGUUGGUUCUUGAGAACAUCUGUGGUGCUAUUCUUGAACAAGAUCGACGUGUUUGCCGAGAAGUUGCCCCACUCGCCCAUGGAGAAUUUCUUCCCUGAUUACUCUGGCGGUAACGAUAUCAACAAAGCUGCGAAGUACAUUUUGUGGAGGUUCAACCAGGCAAACAGAUCCGGCUUGAACAUCUAUCCGCACGUCACCCAGGCCACCGAUACCAGUAACAUCGAAUUGGUGUUCGCUGCGGUGAGGGAAACGAUUUUACAAAACUCCUUAAAGGACAGUGGAAUUUUAUAAUGAAGAGCAUACGGAAGUGAGUUUCAUUAACAUGUGAUUCGUCGGGUGCUUGUUUAUUGUUUCGCCGGCUAGUGGCUGACGAGACCCGUGCGAAUUGAGCGUGAAUAUUUAAUAUAUGUUAAAAAGUUUGAGAAGGUUACGAAAUAGGUUUCUUGGCCAAAGAGAUUCCUUGGUCAAAUAGAUAGGUCUCACCGAUUAAAAUUCGGUUUUCUUUAUAUAUCAAACUAUAGGUAGAAUGCUAUUGUUGGUUGAAUGAAAUCUCAAACAGUUGAAGAUCGAUCCCAAACUUUGGAGAAGCGAUUAUACUGAUAUCCAUAGGCCGGCUUUCUCGGCCUAAGCUUUGCCUAAGUUUUAUCUAAGCUUGUCUGCCUAA
This is a messenger RNA of Babjeviella inositovora NRRL Y-12698, 2148 nucleotides long. It is a transcript of the gene GPA2, whose product is annotated as guanine nucleotide-binding protein subunit alpha. Gene Ontology annotation, cellular component: heterotrimeric G-protein complex. The transcript has a single exon. The record is from RefSeq and is a predicted model, not a curated record. Gene Ontology annotation, molecular function: G-protein beta/gamma-subunit complex binding; G protein-coupled receptor binding; GTP binding. Lineage: Eukaryota; Fungi; Ascomycota; Pichiomycetes; Serinales. Bases 396 to 1775 code for a protein of 459 amino acids. Gene Ontology annotation, biological process: adenylate cyclase-activating G protein-coupled receptor signaling pathway.